Molecule: messenger RNA, 185 nt
Organism: Racocetra persica
Lineage: Eukaryota; Fungi; Glomeromycota; Glomeromycetes; Diversisporales; Gigasporaceae
Source: the annotation of a GenBank genome assembly
AUGUCCUUAUUAGGAAUAUCACAGUGCAUUCAGAAUCAAUCACAAAAUCACUAUAAUCACAAUUGUGCACAAUUGUGCGGAUUGAAUACUCCGCAAUUUAAUAAGAAAAAGGAAAUUACCGAACAUUCCAUUCCGAAUAGCGAUAAUAACAAUGAAAGAGAUAAUAGUAAUCAUAGAGAUAACUG